AUGACAGGAUCAGAUGAAGAAUUUGAAAUAGGUGACAUACUGGAUGUUAAAAGAAAAAAAAAUGGCUUCAUAUACUUAGUAAAAUGGAAAGGUUAUUCAGAUGAUGAAAAUACCUGGGAGCCCGAAAGUAACUUAUUGCAUUUAACUGAUUUUAAAAAAAAAAUGGAAUAUUUAAAAUCAAUCUAUUUAAAUAAAAUUGAUAGAACGAGUAGCGACAGCAAAAUUAUGAAAAAAAGCAAUGUACAGUUAUUUGGCCAAGAUGAUAUGGGGAAUACUCUAAUAAAAUCAAAAGGUAGAACAACAUUAAUUUCAAGAAAGAGGGGUCAUAAAAGAGGAAUGAGAAAUAGAAUGAGAAAUAGAAUAGGGAACAAGAGCAGCGCAUCGUCAGUUACAGAUGGUUCUUUAAAGAAAAGCGAUGACGAUGAUAAUCAGUCAGUAAAAAAAGAAAGUACAAAUAAUUAUAAUAAUACAUUAUUAAAUAUUGAAGAUGUAUAUAGUGUAAGAAUUAAAAAUAGGAAGAUGGAAUUUUUGGCUAGCUUAAAAAAUGCAUCACCACAGUGGGUAGAAGAAUCAAAUAUUCGAAGUACAGGGCAUUUAAAUAUAAAAGUUAACGAUUUUAAAAAAUAUAUUAAGAGAAAAAAAACAUCUAAAGGAAGUAGAAUUGUUAUUAAAAAUUUACAUAAUGUUGGGGAUGAAUUAUAUAUAUCAGUUAUACAUAACAUAAAUAAUAAAGAAAUUCAUAGUUUAUAUCCAUCAAAAGUUAUUGAAUAUAUAUACCCUCAAGAACUUUUAAACUUUCUUUUAUCAAGACUUAGAUAUAGAACGGUUUAA
Molecule: messenger RNA, 831 nt
Organism: Plasmodium yoelii
Lineage: Eukaryota; Apicomplexa; Aconoidasida; Haemosporida; Plasmodiidae
Exons: 1
Coding region: 1-831 (276 amino acids)
Biological process (GO): chromatin organization; negative regulation of transcription by RNA polymerase II
Cellular component (GO): pericentric heterochromatin
Molecular function (GO): chromatin binding
Source: RefSeq, a predicted model, not a curated record